Zerene cesonia (dogface butterfly) is the source of this 1154-nucleotide messenger RNA. It is a transcript of the gene Gata-beta, whose product is annotated as transcription factor BCFI-like. Gene Ontology annotation, biological process: cell fate commitment; positive regulation of transcription by RNA polymerase II; negative regulation of transcription by RNA polymerase II. The record is from RefSeq and is a predicted model, not a curated record. The transcript is spliced from 6 exons. NCBI's taxonomy places the organism in Eukaryota, Metazoa, Arthropoda, Insecta, Lepidoptera, Pieridae. Gene Ontology annotation, molecular function: zinc ion binding; DNA-binding transcription factor activity, RNA polymerase II-specific; RNA polymerase II cis-regulatory region sequence-specific DNA binding. The annotation marks the transcript as partial.
GGGGGAGCCGGGGCGGGGCUUCCGAAGGGAUGAGCGAUGAGGCGUGCGCCGGUGCAGCUGCGUGACCACACCGCGAUCAGUUGUCACCGUGACACCGAGCGGGACAGACGUGCGCUUGAGUGCUCGCGUGUUUGUCUCUAGUGUUUGUGAUUAUGUUGCACGAAGCAUGGCUCGCCUGCCACCGCGCAGAACACUUCGAAUUGGACGAAUUCAUAGCUGAAGUCAAUAAUAACUACGUCAAAGAGGGCGAGGAGUGCGGCGCGGGCGCGGCGAGCGGGGUGAGCCCGCCCCCCCUGCAGUUCGGCUACGCCCCCGGCGCGCUGUCGCCGCAGCGCUACGAGGAGCUGCGGCCCGCGCCAGUCCCGCGCGAGAUGCAGACUUACGCGCACCUGGAGGAGGCGCUGCUGGGGGCGGAGGGCUACCGCCGCAGCCCUGAGCCUUCGCCGCCGCAGCGCCGCGACGAGUACCGCGUGCACUACGAGACCUAUUCGCCCACGCCGCCGCCGCCUUACCAGCACGAGCACCACCAUGUCGACAGCGGCGGCGGCGAGGGCGGCCAGCAAUACGCGCGCUGCUACGCGGCCGGCUCGCCUUACUUCGGCAACGGCGCUGACCUCACGCACGCACAGAUGUGGACAACCAACACGGGAGGGUCGCCCAGCUACUGCGGCAGCGGGUCCGGCGCGGUGCUGAGCGAGUACCCGGAGAGCGAGGGCGAGGCGGGCGGCGCGGGGGGCGCGGGGGGCUCGGCAGGCGCGGGUGGCGGCGCGCUGCCGGCCUUCAGCGCGCGCUUCGGCGGGCCCUUCGCCGCCUCGGCGCGGCCCUCGCCCGCGCCCUCCGCCGCCUCCACCUACGCGCAGCCGGAGCUAUGGCGCGUGGACUGCAGCUAUCGCCCCCAGCUGUCCGCCGCCGCCAGCCUCUCUGCCAUCGACGUGGCGGAGUUUUUCACGGAGGGGCGCGAGUGCGUGAACUGCGGCGCCAUCCACACGCCGCUGUGGCGGCGCGACGGCACCGGCCACUACCUGUGCAACGCGUGCGGCCUCUACAACAAGAUGAACGGCAUGAACCGGCCGCUCAAGCAGCCGCGGCGGCUGGUACGUCAGCGGCACGCGGCGCCCCCGGCCGCCCCCGACGUACGCAGCUCUCCGCUCGAC